CAUGGAGGCUCGGGCGACCUUCUGCCGCGAGGAAAUCAACAGCACCGUGUGGGAGGUUCCGGAGAAGUACACCCAUCUCAAGCAGAUCGGAACCGGGGCGUACGGUUGUGUUUGAAGAACAUGGGCACGUGCGAAAUGGAUCAAUUCGAUCAACUCUGAUGGCUUCGCGGGGAAUUUUUGCAUCGCUUAUGGCCUGAAGUUAAUUUUGGUUUUCAGCGGCAUUUCAGCUCGGUGACCUUAUAGCACAGGUGCAGUCUCUGAAGGAAAUGCAAUUUCUGUGCACAGCAGAUCAAUAAUAAUACACACAUGACACACAUUUCUUGUCUUUAUACUCAUGUGGACCACAUUAGUAGCCCCUUUUAACUGAUGCCAAAAAUGCCAACUGUCCCCCUGUUUUCUAUUGCGCUUCAUCGUUAGGGUCCCGCCGGGUUAGCUGGAACCUCACCCAGCUGAUUUUGGGCAGGAGGCGGGAGAAAAACCCCUGGACUGGUUGCCAGCCAAACACAGCAAAUAGAAAAUAUAGAAUAUAUAUUAAAAAAAUAAAUAAAAUAUGCAAAACAACCAUCCACACCAAUGGGCAAUUUUGAGUCUUCAGUGAACCUAAGAUAUGUUUUUAGGCUGCGGGUGGAAGCUGGAAUUCCCAGGCAGAACACACUCAAGCACAGGGAGAUCAUACAAAGUGUCCAAUGCUGCUGUGAAGGCCCACAGCCAGGACUCGCUCCCAAAGUGCUGAGCACUGGGCACUGGCAAAUGCACACUCAGAAUGCAAUCAAAUGAUGUCUUGUGCCAUUAUUCGCCACAGCUCAGCAACAAAUGAGAAGAUCAAGGAGAGAGUGGCCAUCAAGAAGCUCCACAGGCCCUUCCAAUCAGAGAUCUUCGCUAAAAGGGCAUAUCGGGAACUGCGGUUGCUCAAACACAUGAAGCAUGAAAAUGUGAUAGGACUUCUUGAUGUGUUUACACCCGUUUCAAGCCUCGAUGACUUCCAGGACUUCUACCUGGUGAUGCCUUACAUGUUUACUGACCUGUCAAAGGUGCGAGGUCAUCUCUCCGAAGACAAAGUCCAGUUUCUUGUCUACCAAAUGCUGUGUGGACUCCGGUACAUUCACAAGGCAGGAAUUAUUCACAGGGAUCUCAAACCUGGAAACUUGGCUGUAAACCAAGACUGUGAGCUGAAGAUCCUAGACUUUGGGCUAGCUCGGAGUACCGACGCUGAGAUGACAGGCUAUGUGGUGACCCGUUGGUACCGGGCGCCUGAGGUCAUCCUGAACUGGAUGCACUACACACAGACUGUGGACAUCUGGUCUGUGGGCUGCAUCAUGGCCGAAAUGAUCAACGGAAAAACCCUUUUCAAAGGGAAAGACUACAUGGACCAGCUGACACAAAUCAUGAAAGUGACCGGAGUGCCUGGACCAGAGUUCAUCCAGAAGCUGGACAGCGCGGAGGCCAAAAAAUAUGUGAAGGCUCUUCCUCACUAUCCUCGAAAAGACUUCUCGACGUUGUUUCCCCGAGCCAGUGCAAACGGCAUUGACCUGCUGGAGAAGAUGCUGGUCCUGGACGCUGACGAGAGACCCACAGCUGAACUGGCGCUGGAGCACCCGUACUUCGACAGCCUCAGGGACCCAGAUGACCUCCCUGAGCCCGAACCGUACGAUGACAGCCACGACAAUGCCACGUUAUCUCUCGAGGAGUGGAAGCGGUUAUGUUUCCGAGGGGUGAAGAGCUUUGUGCCGUUCCCCCGGCGAGACUCCAAGAGGAAAAACACGUUGACUAUGACUCCCUGACUUGAUAAAUGUCUUGUAGAAACAUACACGUAUGCUCAUGUCCUAACUACUGCACAGCCAAUUGUGCCCUUGUAAAUUACAAUUAAGCAUUCCUUUUAUUUCUUUCACCCUGAUCAUUUUUACAUUUCAAAUCAUUUUUUAAAAACUAUUUUGAGUCAAGUGUAGGUGUUUGUGAAAGAGACAUUUCAUGUUACUCAUUCAAUUUCCUUUCGGUGAAUUGCCUUGUAACUUUUUUUUUUUUUUUUUUUUUUUUUAGUCUUUUUCAGUAAAACAAAUGUACUUGCGCGUAACCAGGUAAUUAUAGUGUUAUUACUGUUUUAACUUUAUAAGGCAAUAUUCACCACAUCACAAAUGUAGUGAGUACAUGAAAUGUAAUUGUCAAGCACAUUAUAUGACCUUGGGUCUUGGUAUGAUGAUUGUAUUUUAUUUUUGGUCAUUUGUUAUUUCAUUGUGCUUUCUGUUUGCACUUUAUGACUUAAUUUUAAGACAAACACGUCCCUGCUCAAUGUUGCUAUUUUUUUAUGUGAAAUGAACAGGUGCAUUUGCAUGUUUUUGUUCCAAAAUUCAAUACAUAUAAAGUAAAUUCAAUGAUAAAAGCUGGAACAAAUGAACUAAAUUCUGAAAUGUAUUAAAUUGUCAGUCAUUGUAUUUAAGUGCGAAAUAUCUUAAAAUAAUGUAUUUACAAAUACGUUAACAGGCACUGGUCAUAAAAUAAUUUCUAUAAUUGUUUCAGAGGAUGUUUUACGCAUUUAUGAAUAUAUCAAUGAACAUUUUAGUUAUUCAUUUCAAUGAGCUGACACAUAUUUUACAUUUCAAGGCUUGUAGAAUGCUAGAUUAUUGCUCCCAGCUUGUACAUUGGUGUUAACAUUGUUUGAUUGUAGCCCUUUGGUUUAUAUUUCGGAUGCUAAAGUGGCCACGUGGUUGCCUUGUGUGAACCAACAAAAUAUAUCAUUCUUCGAGUGAG
This is a messenger RNA of Phyllopteryx taeniolatus (common seadragon), 2745 nucleotides long. RefSeq names its product mitogen-activated protein kinase 13 (gene mapk13). The transcript is spliced from 12 exons. Lineage: Eukaryota; Metazoa; Chordata; Actinopteri; Syngnathiformes; Syngnathidae. The record is from RefSeq and is a predicted model, not a curated record. The coding region runs from base 774 to 1781 and encodes 335 amino acids. Gene Ontology annotation, molecular function: MAP kinase activity; ATP binding. Gene Ontology annotation, cellular component: nucleus; cytoplasm. Gene Ontology annotation, biological process: intracellular signal transduction; protein phosphorylation.